This is a messenger RNA of Gigantopelta aegis, 2562 nucleotides long. RefSeq names its product sodium/calcium exchanger 2-like. Gene Ontology annotation, molecular function: calcium:sodium antiporter activity. Lineage: Eukaryota; Metazoa; Mollusca; Gastropoda; Neomphalida; Peltospiridae. Gene Ontology annotation, cellular component: membrane. The transcript has 11 exons. Bases 1 to 2439 code for a protein of 812 amino acids. The record is from RefSeq and is a predicted model, not a curated record. Gene Ontology annotation, biological process: transmembrane transport; calcium ion transport; cell communication.
AUGAACAUCAACAACUAUACGUGCUCCGACAAGGGGCUCGUGUUCCCGGUGAUCAACGAAUACACGUGGCACGUGGGCGUCCGCGCGACCUUCUAUCUCGUCUUCAUGCUGUGGUGCUUCCUCGGCAUCGCCAUCGUCUCCGACAUGUUCAUGUGCGGCAUCGAGCGCAUCACGAGUAAGACGCGCCACAUCACGGUGCCCAGCGCCACGGAGAAGGACAGCGUCGAGGUGAUCGAAGUCAAGGUCUGGAAUGACACCGUGGCCAACCUCAGCCUGCUGGCGUUCGGCACCAGCGCUCCGGAGAUCCUCUUGUCCGUCAUAGAGAUCUGUGGCAAAGGCUUCAAGGCCGGGGACCUCGGGCCGGGCACGAUCGUCGGGUCCGCCGCUUUCAACCUGCUGGUCAUCACUGCUGUAUGCAUUUUCGCCAUACCAAAUGGCGAGGUGAGGAGAAUUAAGAACAUCCAGGUGUACGGUGUGACGUCAUUCUCGAGCAUGUUCGCCUAUAUCUGGAUGUUGAUCAUAUUGAUUGUUAGUAGCCCCGGCGUGAUAGAGAUUUGGGAGGCCUCCGUGACGUUGUGUCUCUUCCCCGUGUUAAUCGUCGUCGCUUUUGCCAUGGAUAAAGGAUGUUUAUCGUGUAGGAAAAACAAGACUUCCACUGAAGUUGAGAUAGGUCUAGGGAUGAAGAAGGAGCCUCUUGCGGAAUUCCGAAACGCAAGUCAAAGGAGAGGUACUGCUGACAUCAUUGACAUUGCCAGGGAGUGUGCCCAGAACAGCGACCUUUCUCUGGACGAUGCAGCCCAGAUCGCGGCCGCGAGGAUUGUUCAGAAUCAGCCACACACAGCUGCGUGGUACCGCGUGAACGCCACCAGAAACAUAACCGGGGGAACGAAGCUCAUACCAACGAUCCAGAAAGACAUCCAUGAUAUGUAUGAUAAUCCGAGGAUGGACGAAGAAGGUGAGCGGUCGAGUUCAGACAUACUUUCACCUGAAGACGCUAACAAGGCGGUUGUCGAGUUCGCUGCGUCGAGCUGCGCAGUUCUUGAAAAUGAAGGUUACGUCCGGUUGGGAAUACGCAGAACGGGAAAUAUGGACAUAUUAGUAAAUGUGUGGGUAGAGACGAUUGAUGGGUCGGCGGAGGCAGAUAGCGAUUACAAGCCAAUCAAGCAGAAGAUCACAUUCCAGCCAAAGGAGAAGGUAAAGGAUCUGUAUGUGGAGAUCAUCGACGACGACAUCUGGGAACCCGACGAGUUCUUCUUCGUCAAACUCAUCCUCGACCCUAACGAAAAAAAUGACAACGUCAUCUUGGGGAAAACCUCAAUUAACCAAGUCACCAUCAUCAACGACGAUGAGCCUGGUAAGUUUGAGUUCUCCAAACCGAGCUAUGUGGUGAAAGAGAGCGCCGACACUGCCCAGCUGUUUGUGAAUCGUGUGAACGGGGCCGAUGGUGAAGUGGGCGUGACGUGGGAAACCAAAGAUAUGACUGCUGUCAGUGGCAAGGAGUAUCGAGGCGGGUCGGAAGUGCUCAUCUUUAAACAUGGAGAGACGAGUAAAACAGUCAACAUCCCGAUGUACGGGAUUCAGCCUGGACAACACGAGCCAAACUUUGAGGUAACACUCACUGAUCCGACAGCUGGAGCAGAAAUCGGAAAAAUACCUCGCUGUAUUGUCACCAUUAUUACUGACGAAGAGUUUAACGCCAUGGUGACGAGACUGGCUAUUCAGACACAACGUAACCUUGAAAGCCUCAGCAUCGAAUCCGGGUCGUGGAGGGAACAGUUCCACAAUGCAAUGAAUGUCAACGGGGGAAAUGCAAAAGGCACAACCGCCAUAGACUACAUCAUGCACUUCACUACCUUCUUCUGGAAGGUGCUGUUUGCUUGCAUCCCACCCCCAUCCAUAGGUGGAGGCUGGCUGACGUUUUUCCUCUCACUCGCAAUGAUUGGCAUUCUUACGGCCAUCAUCAGUGAUGUGGCGUCGAUAUUCGGCUGUCUGGUCGGCCUCAGUGACACCAUCACAGCCAUCACAUUCGUGGCCCUGGGAACCAGCAUGCCGGAUACAUUCGCCAGCAAGCAAGCUGCACUUAUGGAGAAAGUUGCCGACAGUUCCAUAGGAAAUGUAAACGGAAGUAAUUCUGUGAAUGUGUUCCUUGGUCUCGGACUUCCAUGGUUUAUUGCAUCGGUCUUCUGGGCUACUAAGGGCGAGGUAUUUGAGGUCCCUAGGGGCUCCUUGGUGUUCAGUGUCAUCAUAUACACCUGUUGUUCGGUGGUCGCUGUCAUUCUACUCAUGAUACGACGGCGCUUCAAGAUGUUCGGCCAGGCGGAACUGGGCGGGCCACUGGUCACGAAGGUCAUCACGGCACUCAUCUUCUUCUCCAUGUGGAUCUUCUACAUCAUCAUAUCAGCUCUGUAUGCGCAGAAGAUCAUCACAGUCAACAUCUGAGAAACACGGCAGAAAAACAAACCAUGAUAUUUCUAGUUGAAUGCACCACCAUCUCCAUUCUAUAGGCAGAAAGCAAACCGUGAUAUUUCUAGUUGAAUGCACCACCAUCUCCAUUCUAUAGGC